GGAACGCAAACGCGACUAUACUCAACAGCAACAACGAACGACUACAAGCAAGCCAGCAGGCAGGAUCUUUAAGUGAAAAAAAUACACAACGUGAUUAUAUACUACGGAAUUUAUUAUUACUUAUUAAUAGUUCACUAGACCUGUGAUGUUGAUGCGUUUGUUUUUUUAAAAUUACUAUCUAAAUAAGUUGUAUUUAUUAAUUAGAUAUUAUGGCGGUUGAUAAAUUGUGGAAAUCAGAGUUAUGGAAAUCAUGGGAUAAGCAUGGCAAAAAUGAUUACCUCAAGAUAUUCAAGAACGAAUUCACGAAAGGCAACACCACAGAAUGGCUACGAGGAUUAUACGAAUUGAUCUCAAACGGCAGCCAGGGGACUCUCAAAAAAGACAAUGCUGUUUCUACUUUAGCAGAACUUGUGACCAUCGAUCCCAGCGUGGCGUCAGCAGUCGCGGAUAUAUUUGCCCUGAUAGAUGCAGAAGUGGUCAACGACAACCGCAACAAUUUUUACUAUAUCGUAAAAGAAAGCGAAAAGUUUUUAACAGACAGAACUUUGAAGGAACGUCUUGAAAUUGAUACCCUCCAGGAUGUUGGUACUUUAAAGAACCGUAAUUUUCAAACAAAAUUUAUCAAAGUUAAAACUAAACUUUACUACAAGCAGCGAAAAUUUAAUUUGUUCCGUGAAGAAAGUGAAGGUUAUUCAAAACUAAUAGUAGAAUUAAAUCAAGAAAGAUCUCCGGAUCAAGUGAUAACAACAUUGGAGAUCGUAAAGUCCUUAAUUGGUUGCUUUAAUCUCGAUCCUAAUCGAGUGCUAGAUAUAAUACUCGAGACCUUUGAAAACAGACCGCAGGAUGACGCGUUGUUCAUCCCACUAAUAAGGUCAUACAUGAGCGACCACCAAGUACUGUGUGAAGUAUUGGGUUUUAAAUACGGAGGGAAUGUCGAAGCGACACCUUUUUCCCUGCAGAAGGUCACUGCAUUGAUGCUCCAGCACGGUGUGAUUGACUUGGAUAACAUUUUACCGUGGCUGGUGCCUGACGACAAGGCGAUAAGAAAAGACCACGAGCAGACGAUGCGUCAAGCUAAAGAGUACGUAAGUAAAAUGAGCGUGAUAUCAACGAGAGACAAGGAAGAAGCUCCAGUGGAAGAAAAGGAAGUAAUUCAUGAUAAGUACACCGGCAAUCAAUGGUUCGGACUCUGCGAAGCUUUGCUUGAAAUCGGAGCUUGGGACGUGGCUCAGAAAUUGUUUAAUAAAUUACCGGACCACUGUAUGACUGAUCAACGACCUAUUGCACUUGCUCUGUGCAAAUUGAUCCAGUCUUUAAUCGAGCCGGUCUAUCGCAAGCACUGCGUUGUAACUCCGAAAUUACCCGGUCGUAAAAUUGAACCUCCGACGUCCCGGCUAGCUCCGGAGCCGAUUAAAAGCAUCGCGGAUCUUCACGACAAAUUGCUGCCUAUGUUGAUUAUUUUGGGACCUAAUUUACACCACGAUCCUAUUCUUAUGUACAAAAUAAUGAGGUUGUGUCACGUUGCUAUCAAAGAGUGUCCGCUGGACUCGGGCAAACAGCCAAUCGAUAAAUCCAAUACUAUUUAUUAUGACAUAAUUACUAUUCUUGACGUUGCUCUGCUCCCCUCACUAUCUUUCAUGGACUGCAAUUGCUGUGUCGCGGAGGAAAUGUGGAACAUUCUUAAGUACUUUCCGUAUCAAAAUAGGUAUUGUCUGUACGCAAGGUGGAAGAAUGAUACUCCUCUUCAGCACGCGGCUUUGUUGAGAAAACGUGCUGACGCUCAGAAAAAAAUCAAAGCUAUCAUGAAGCGUGUUAGUAAGGAGACUAUUAAACCUGUUGGAAGGUCUAUUGGCAAACUUACUCACUCGUCUCCUGGAGUUCUUUUUGAUUAUAUUCUUAUUCAAAUUCAACUUUAUGAUAAUUUGAUCGGACCUGUAGUGGAUUCACUUAAAUAUUUAACUAACAUUUCAUACGACGUAUUGGGCUACUGUCUUGUAGAAGCAUUAGCUGGUGCAGAUCGUGACAGAUUAAAGCACGAUGGCAAUAGUAUUUCACUUUGGCUGCAGUCCUUGGCGUCUUUCUGCGGCGCGAUAUUUAAAAAGUACAACAUUGAAUUAACCGGGCUGCUUCAGUAUGUUGCUAAUCAACUGAAAGCACAGAAAAGUUUGGAUCUGUUGAUACUCAAAGAAAUCGUCCAGAAAAUGGCCGGAGUGGAAGCUGCUGAGGAAAUGACCUCCGAUCAAUUAGACGCAAUGGCCGGUGGCGAUUUACUUAAAAAUGAAGCCGGCUAUUUUAGUCAAGUUCGUAAUACGAAAAAAUCAUCGUUGAGACUUAAAGAAGCUCUCUCGGAAAAUGAUUUAGCUGUGGCUUUGUGUUUGUUGAUGGCGCAGCAAAAACAUUGUGUUGUUUAUCGUGAAACUGACCAAUCUCAUCUUAAACUUGUCGGAAAACUUUAUGAUCAAUGUCACGAUACGCUCGUGCAAUUUGGUACAUUCUUAGGGUCUACACUAACAGUAGAUGAGUAUGUCGAAAAAUUACCAAGUAUUCAUGGAAUGCUUCAAGAUUAUCACAUCCAUGCUGAUGUAGCAUUUUUCCUUGCACGUCCAAUGUUUGCUCAUGCUAUCAAUAUGAAGUAUGACGUUUUGCGUAAAGCUGAUCCAAAUUACAAAAAAAUGUCUUCGGCGUUGAAGCAAUCUAAAUGGGCAGAAGCUGCUCAGAACGUAAUGGCACCCAUAGCACUGUCUGUCAGACCCUUACACCCUCUAAAAGUAUGGGAAGACAUUUCACCUCAGUUCCUUGUGACUUUCUGGUCCUUAUCCAUGUACGAUCUCUUUGUCCCCGCUGACAGUUAUCAUCGUGAAAUAACCAAGCUAAAACAGCAAGCUGCCAUAGUUGCUGAUUCCAAAGACAUGAAUGUUAGCAAAGGCAAAAAAGAACAAGAUCGUUACACUGCGCUGAUUGAAAAGUUGCAGGAUGAAAAACGAAAGCAGGAAGAACAUGUUGAAAAAGUCUUUGCGUAUUUACGGCAAGAAAAAGAUUCAUGGUUUUUAUCACGAAGUGCUAAGUCCGCAAAAAAUGAAACAAUCACACAAUUCUUACAACUUUGUUUGUUCCCAAGAUGUACUUUCACAACUGUUGACGCGAUGUACUGCGCUAAAUUUGUUCAUACUAUCCAUUCACUCAAGACUGCUAAUUUUUCCACCCUUUUAUGUUACGACAGACUAUUUUGUGAUAUCACUUACUCAGUAACUUCUUGCACGGAAAAUGAAGCUAAUCGUUACGGACGUUUUCUCUGUGCCAUGCUUGAAACUGUAAUGAGAUGGCAUUCUGAAAAAGCUAUAUUUGAUAAAGAAUGUAGCAAUUAUCCUGGAUUUGUUACUAAAUUCCGAGUAAGUAAUCAAUUCUCGGAAGCUAAUGAUAUGGUUGGAUUUGAAAAUUACAGACACGUGUGUCAUAAAUGGCAUUAUAAAAUUACUAAGGCAAUUGUUGUCUGUUUGGAUUCGAAAGACUACGUACAAAUACGUAAUUCCUUAAUUAUAUUGAUUAAAAUUCUACCGCAUUUCCCGGUACUUGCUAAAUUAUCACAGAUUUUGGAGCGGAAAGUUGAGAAGGUUCGUGAAGAAGAACGCGGGCAGCGACAAGAUUUGCAUGUGCUCGCGACUUCGUAUUGUGGACAACUGAAGGCUAAAGCGCCCCAAAUGAUUCGUGAAUCUGAUUUUCAUCAUGUUGGUGAUAAGGCGGGAAAAACGCAAGAAACUAGCAACACUGAAACUUCUGAAAAAACAAGCAAUGGAGUUCCUGCUAAAGAAGUCAGUAGCAAUGGAGAUACAAGAGUUGAUAAAGACACUAAAGAUCAACGGGAUAAACGGACUCCAAGUCAAACUUACCAUGAUAGCACUGAAAAAACACGGAAGAAAGAAGAACCAAAAGAAGCGCCAGAACUCAAAGAGAAGUAUGUAAAAAAAGAGGAAAUAAAAGAGGAUGAUACGACGGAUAAAAAAGAUCGAAAAUAUUAUAAAGAAGAUCAUUAUUAUAGUGGCGUUGAUAAUUUAGACCGUGAUCUUUCUAGUGUGUCCAACAGCAGCGCUAGCUCUGGUCAAGCUCAAGAUGGUCCCGAUCGAGAACCGAAAAGAAGAAAAAUAGAAAGCAUUCCUAAGGAAAGCAGACGUACGGAUAGCAGUAGCGAGAAAAAAGAGCGUUCUAGUAAGACGAAAGUUCGCGACGAGCAAAAGGAGUUAAGAAGGGAGAAGAAACUCGGACGGAAAAGAGAUCGAACGGACGACGCAGUAGCUGCAGCUGAACAGAAACGAAGAAAAGAUGAUGAUAGAGAAAUUAUUAUUACAGCUAAAGCUCAUCAAAAUGGAGACUUACCAGAACAUCGAGAAAAACACCAUUAUCCUAAAGAAAAAUCCCCGUAUGGAAAAGAACGUACCCAUGAACGCGAAGGCCGUGAAGGAAGAGAUAAACAUAGGAGGAGUUCAGACCCAAAACGAAGAUGAUGUAUCACAGAAGAUUUUUGAAUCACAUUUUAUAUUACACUUAAACGUUGUAUGUAAUAAUGAUAUUAAUAAUUAAGAAAUAAAAUUUGAAUUUGAAUUGAAUAAAUAAAAUUCUUAAAACUAAAUAAAUAAAUAAAAUAAA
This is a messenger RNA of Cotesia glomerata, 4641 nucleotides long. It is a transcript of the gene tho2, whose product is annotated as THO complex subunit 2. Bases 210 to 4499 code for a protein of 1429 amino acids. NCBI's taxonomy places the organism in Eukaryota, Metazoa, Arthropoda, Insecta, Hymenoptera, Braconidae. Gene Ontology annotation, biological process: mRNA export from nucleus; mRNA processing. The transcript is spliced from 22 exons. The record is from RefSeq and is a predicted model, not a curated record. Gene Ontology annotation, molecular function: mRNA binding. Gene Ontology annotation, cellular component: THO complex part of transcription export complex.